CACCGUCUUGUUCCUUCUUUUAGAAACCGUGUGUUGAACAUUAGAUAGCCAAGGAGCAGCGCUCUGAACUGAGCCCUGUGACUUCCUGGGGAUCCUCCUCUCACAAAUAUAAGGGCAGGUCAAGAAAUUAGGGAGCAGGGACUCCAGCAUUCCCAGGCCAAGCUCUGCCUGCCCAGCAAGAAGAUGCAUGUCCCAAUGGCUGCUUUCUCCUUCCUCCUCCUUGUUGUUACCCUGGGUUCUCAGGCAUUGGUCAUACAUGAAUCAAAGAUAGGAGAACUCCUGAAGGCAAAGCGUCAACAUGGGCCAACAAUUAUUCAGCAAGGUAUUAGCCGUCCAUCUGACUGCUGCUUCUCCUACACUUCCCGAAGAAUCCGAUGCUCGGUCAUUAGAGAUUAUUUCUUAACAAGCAACGGGUGUCCCCUGCCAGGUCUCAUUGUCCUUACCAGGAGAGGGCAACGUGUCUGUGCCAACCCCAGUGAUUCAAGAAUUCAGAGUUGCAUCGGAAUCCUGAACGUGACCUCGAGGGCUCAGGACCUAGGCAUUUAUAAAGGAGAAGAUAUAUAAUUUUUAUUCAUCCCAGUUUUAGCUGUCUGACCCUACUUACCUUUUGGGGGUCUCUUGGCCUCUAUUGUUAUUAUUAUUUGUAAUGUUUAUUCUUCUGUUCUGGUUUAAAGCAAUGCAUCUAAUAAACAGAGUCUGUGUGCAU
This is a messenger RNA of Dipodomys spectabilis (banner-tailed kangaroo rat), 706 nucleotides long. RefSeq names its product C-C motif chemokine 6-like. Gene Ontology annotation, biological process: chemokine-mediated signaling pathway; neutrophil chemotaxis; cellular response to tumor necrosis factor. Gene Ontology annotation, molecular function: CCR chemokine receptor binding; chemokine activity. Bases 184 to 564 code for a protein of 126 amino acids. Gene Ontology annotation, cellular component: extracellular region. The record is from RefSeq and is a predicted model, not a curated record. The transcript has 4 exons. NCBI's taxonomy places the organism in Eukaryota, Metazoa, Chordata, Mammalia, Rodentia, Heteromyidae.